Molecule: messenger RNA, 1516 nt
Organism: Sesamum indicum (sesame)
Lineage: Eukaryota; Viridiplantae; Streptophyta; Magnoliopsida; Lamiales; Pedaliaceae
Product: 16 kDa phloem protein 1
Source: RefSeq, a predicted model, not a curated record
CCAAGCACUUAUUAGCUGUCCAUAUUAAUGUGUGUAGAGUUUGUGAAUGUCUUUAUCUUCUCCCCUCUUCUCUUUUCUCUCUAUAUAAACCAUUAACGCAGAUAUCAAUUCCCAAUAACGCCUGCUGCUCUCUUCAAACUUAAAUUCACUUCCACUUCUCUCUCAUCAAACCUAAACACCCCUUUUUCUCUCUCUCUCUCUCUCUCUCUCUCUAUAUCACACACACACACACACACACACAGACAAGAAAGAGAGAUGACGACGGGAAUAAUGGAGGUGACGGUGGUGGGCGCGAAAGGUCUCAAGAACACCGAACUAUUUGGUAAGAUGGAUCCAUACGUAGUGAUUCAGUAUAAAAAUCAGGAGCAAAAGACCACAACUGGUCGACGCCAAACUUCUAAGUCUUUCAUGCAAUGCUGUCUCUGUCUGCGAGGGCAAGGCGGCAGGCCAGUGUGGAACGAGAAGUACAAAUUCAGCGUAGAGUACAAGGCAGGAGACGAGGAGCAACACAAGCUCCUUCUCAAGCUUAUGGACCGCGACCACUUCACAGAUGAUGACUAUCUCGGCCAAGCCACCAUCUAUGUGAAGGAACUAUUUGAACAAGGAGUGGAGAAUGGGAAAGCUGAACUUCGUACGCAGAAGUAUAGGGUUGUCUCCACCGACAAAACUUACCAUGGAGAAAUCCAAGUUGCUGUUACUUUUACCACAAAUGGGGAAACUGAUUAGCAACAAUGUGUUGGAUGGAAAUAAAGCCAACCAUAGAUCGUUCUCCGGCUCUCACCUACAAUAUGUGCUUUGUGUACAUUAACUUUAUUUAGUUUAAUACUUUCUAAUUUCAUGUUAUUAUUCUAUUUGUUUUUUUUUUUUUUUUGUGUACAUCUUUAAAGAAGUAUGUAAUGUUAGAAAUACUGUCAAUUAGUAAAAAGGUAUUUGGACGAUCUUAUAAGUUAUUUAAAAAGUAGUACAAAAUGAUCGAUAUUUUUUAUUUUUUAUAACUCAAAACGAUAUUAUAUAUGAAUUAAGGAAAAGAGUACGACAAUUAAGCUCAUUAAUACAAAUAUAUUCUUAUAGAAGCGUAGAGAUCCUACGCGACAUCUGGUUUGCUAAUAUGCAAGCACGUUCGGACAUGAUAUUCAUGAAGGAGCCAGUACAAGUUUGGGACAUUAAAUAAGCAGCAAAAUCUAUAAGUAACAUAUAUAGUAAACGGGAUCUGAUCUUACGUCAAUUGGGCUGUUUGUGCACUUGCACAUCAACUAGUUGAUGUCAAGUUAAAGAGAAUGUGCCACUUUGAAAGAAAGUAGUGUCCUAACUUCAGAAGCUCACAUCCAACAAAAUUUCUUGCUUGUUAACACAACAGCAAAAGAAUGUUCACUCUAAUAAGUCCACACAAAAUACCAACUUGUGUUUAUACCAACUUGUGUUUAUUUGAGUCUUAUUAGAAACACAACAGAGUAGUGCAAGAACAACACUAGUAGAAAGUGUUCCAGGUUGAAUAUAUUUUAAGUCCUUGAGCAUU